Styela clava is the source of this 1286-nucleotide messenger RNA. Lineage: Eukaryota; Metazoa; Chordata; Ascidiacea; Stolidobranchia; Styelidae. The record is from RefSeq and is a predicted model, not a curated record.
AUUUUUAUCCUUUGUGUCGCCUUUUAUCCGUUUGUAAAUUAGCGCUGGAUAGGGUUAUCUGGAUAGUAGCAAUUUACCAUGCCAUAUAUUCAAUACUCUUUAUAUUGUAUGGUAGACUUAACUAAUAACACCCGUCGUACAAACUCUGAAACGACGCCGUUGCGUUUACUGAACCGGUCAAAAGCAUAUCAUGAUGUUAAGUUGUUUGCAAAGACCUUCCUGUUCCGGAUAUUUACAAAGCUCAUUGAAGCAUAACAACCGCUGUGUAAUAUGUUUGCCCGAAGGCCUUUUAGCUGCAAUUGUCACUGUUAUAGGAGGUUGAACGUCAUUAUGAUACGGCUUUUUGAAAAAGAGAAUCACGCCAAAACAUAUGCAGUUUAUAGACCUGAUUAUCCCAUUUCAGUCGCAGAAGAAAUCAUUAGUUAUGUAAGCAGGAAAAGCGGGUUACAAAAAGGUAUCGAUCCAAGUGAAAAUCAAAUCGAGCAAGCAAAGAUAUGCAACUUUGCAACAAACGUUACGUACAUGGUGGGAAAAGCUGAAAGCAUUCCUGUUGAAGACAAAUCCGUGGACAUUGUUUGUGCUGGAACUUCAAUACACUGGGUUGAUUUUGAAUGUUUUUUCAAGGAAUGCAGCAGAGUGCUGAAGCCCAGUGGUAGCAUAGCUCUCUACGCGUGUGGGAAACCAAAUAUCACCCAGUUGGAUAGGAGUCCGGAUCCAAGUGCUGCUUCAAUUUUGUUCAAUCUCCAUUCCAAAUGUAUCUGGCAUGAACGAACCAGUCAUGUGGGCGACAAGUACAGUAGAAUAUUUGACAUGAUAUCUGCUGAGGAUAAAACUAGGUCUGAUUGUCACAAAAUCGAAAAAGAGUUAAGUCUGGAGGAAUUUUCAAAAUAUGUUUCGACGUGGUCAAGCUAUCACACGUUUUUGAAAAAUAAAAAUGAUACUCAGUCUGAUAUUUUAAAAGAUUUCGGCAAUGAUUUGAAAAAACUUUGGCAUGUGGAGCAAUUACGUGAUGAUGAAGUGAAAUUAUUCGUCUCGUGGGAUGUGUUCAUACUUCUUUCAGGAAGACCUUAGAAGUGAACUUUUCAUUCCUAAAUAUCAUAUUUCUGACCAAUAUCAUAUGCGUGUUCUAAUUGGCACCGAAUUUUACAUAACCAAAUACAAGUUUUGUAUAUAUGAUGGAGAUGGACCAACGGUAUACCACCGUUCAUUUAAUAGAGGUGUAGUCAAAUGUUUCUAAAUUGAUGGGUAUGAGACAUUUUCCCAUUAAUUCAUGCCUCGUGUUAUAA